AUGGAAACUACUAGUCAUUCAUACUCUGGUGAUAUAAAAGGUGGACUAUUUCAUGGUCGUGGAAUUUUAGUUUAUUCAAAAAAUGAAAAAUAUGAAGGUGACUUUGUGUUAGGGAAACGAGAAGGAUAUGGACGUUUUACCUAUUCGGAUGGUGCAGUUUAUGAAGGUGAGUGGGUUGACGAUAGAAUCCAUGGGCAGGGGAAAGCUCACUUCUCUAGUGGAAAUAUAUAUGAAGGACAGUGGGAAAAUGGGAAGAUUAGUGGAUAUGGUAAAUUAAUAUAUAAUAAUGGUGAUAUUUAUGAAGGGGAAUGGCUAGAUGGUCGCAUGCAUGGACGAGGCGUUUACAAAUAUUCCGAUGGUGAUAUAUAUUCAGGAGAAUGGCGUGAUGAUAAAAGACAUGGAAAGGGAACUGUAACGUAUGUUAGCAGUAGUGGAGAUAAAGUUAUUGAGAAAUAUGAAGGCGAUUGGGUUAAUGGUAAGAUGCAUGGACAUGGAAAAUAUGUAUUUGUUGAUUCAGCAAUAUACGAAGGUGACUGGUAUGAGGGAUCUAUGCAUGGCAAAGGAACUUAUAUUUUUCCAAAUGGUAAUGUCUAUGAAGGAGAAUGGGUCAAUGAUCUAAAAUAUGGAUAUGGUGUAUUGACAUAUCAAAAUGGAGAAAAGUAUGAAGGAUAUUGGAAGGAUGGUAAAGUAAAUGGUAAGGGAACUCUUACGUAUAGUCGUGGUGAUAAAUAUGUUGGAGAUUGGCUAGAUGCUAAAAAACAUGGGGAAGGUGAGCUAUUUUAUUCAAAUAAUGAUAGAUUUAAGGGGAGUUGGGUAGCAGAUCACGCCUGCGGCUUUGGCAUAUAUACUUAUGCAAAUGGAAAUAGAUACGAAGGAUACUGGGAAAAUGACCGCCGACAUGGCAAAGGUAUCUUUUUCUGUGCAGAAGAUAACAAUGUAUAUGAAGGAGAGUGGUUUAAUGGUCGUAAGGAGGGUAAUGGGAUCCUAAGGUUUGCAAUGGGUCAUGUAAUUGAAGGAAUUUGGAAGGAUGGAGUCCUGUCCCAAAUAAGCAAUUUCCAAUUUGCACCAGACUCACCCUGGGCAAACCCGAACUUUUAA
Molecule: messenger RNA, 1098 nt
Organism: Cryptosporidium muris RN66
Lineage: Eukaryota; Apicomplexa; Conoidasida; Eucoccidiorida; Cryptosporidiidae
Product: MORN repeat domain-containing protein
Exons: 1
Coding region: 1-1098 (365 amino acids)
Source: RefSeq, a predicted model, not a curated record